Molecule: messenger RNA, 1170 nt
Organism: Notothenia coriiceps (black rockcod)
Lineage: Eukaryota; Metazoa; Chordata; Actinopteri; Perciformes; Nototheniidae
Product: dynein heavy chain 7, axonemal-like
Exons: 9
Coding region: 1-1170 (389 amino acids)
Biological process (GO): microtubule-based movement
Cellular component (GO): dynein complex
Molecular function (GO): dynein intermediate chain binding; dynein light intermediate chain binding; ATP binding
Source: RefSeq, a predicted model, not a curated record
AUGGGGGGCCUUUUGUCCUGCGGAGCAUGGGCCUGCUUUGAUGAGUUUAACCGCAUCGACUUGGAGGUGCUGUCUGUGGUGGCUCAACAGAUUCUCACCAUUCAGAGAGGAAUUACUUCCCACGCUGAGAUACUGCAGUUUGAAGGGAGCGAGCUGAGGCUGAACCCCUCCUGUGCUGUGUUCAUCACCAUGAACCCCGGAUACGCUGGACGCUCUGAGCUACCGGACAAUCUCAAGGCUCUGUUCAGGACCGUGGCCAUGAUGGUACCAGACUACGCAAUGAUCGCAGAGAUUGUGCUCUACUCGUGCGGCUUUGUGACCGCGCGGCCCCUGUCGGUGAAAAUCGUGGCUACAUAUCGUCUCUGUUCGGAGCAGCUGUCCAUGCAGCAUCACUACGACUACGGGAUGAGGGCCGUCAAGUCUGUGCUCACUGCUGCUGGAAACCUCAAGCUCACUUAUCCCGAAGAGAACGAAGACACCUUGCUGCUGAGAUCCAUUAUUGAUGUCAAUCUGCCCAAGUUCCUGUCCCAUGAUCUGAAGCUGUUUGAGGGUAUCACAUCUGACCUCUUCCCGGGGGUCCAGCUUCCAACACGAGACUACCAGGUGCUGAUAGAAGCCAUCGAGGAAAACUGCCAGCGCAUGAACCUGCAAGUCACAGAGUUCUUUGCUGAGAAAAUCCUGCAGAUCUUUGAGAUGAUGAUAGUGAGGCACGGCUUCAUGGUGGUGGGCGAGCCCUUCGGAGGAAAGACCUGCGCCUAUCGUGUGCUGGCGGCAGCCCUUCACGAUGUCUUUGAAAAGGGUUUGAUGGAUGAGAACCAGGUGCAGAUCACUGUUAUCAAUCCCAAAUCCAUCACCAUGGGCCAGCUGUACGGCAACUUCGACCCCAUCUCUCACGAGUGGUCCGACGGCAUCCUCGCCGUCAGCUACAAAUCCUUUGCUUCCUCCCAGAGUCCCGACAGAAAAUGGCUUAUCUUUGACGGCCCAGUGGAUGCGGUGUGGAUCGAGAACAUGAACACGGUGCUCGAUGACAACAAGAAGCUGUGUCUGAUGAGCGGCGAGAUCAUUCAGAUGUCACCGCAAAUGAGCCUCAUCUUUGAGCCCAUGGACCUGGAGGUGGCGUCGCCUGCCACGCUUUUCCCUGUCAAAGUCCAGAUCCUUAGCCAGCCAUAA